AUGUUCACAAUGUUCACACUCCGCGCCCUCACACAAUGCCUCACAUAUACAACCGACGAAUUAUAUGAAAGCGUGGACAAAUCCGCGGGUAUAUUCCGUCUAGCGUGUGAGCACGUGUUGCGCACCAUGCGACGAGGGCGUGAGACGCUGCUAACGCUGCUGGAGGCGUUUGUGUAUGAUCCGCUGGUGGAGUGGGGCGGCGCCGCUGGUUCCGCGGGCAAGCGCCGCUGUACCGCGCGCGACGUGCGCGCAGCUCUCGCCAUGAUGGCGGUGCGCACGCAGGAGCUGGCGCAUCACUUCACUGAAGUCACAGAACAAUUCCUAGCUGUUCUGCCCGAUAUCAAACAGUGUGCUGAGAAGUGGCUGAAAGAAAACGAAGAACUAAAAUCAGUAGAGACUCGCUUACAGGACUGCCACCAGCAGAUGGCUCUGAUUAAGGAAAUAGAAGCGUAUGGACCAAAUCUAAACAGUCACCCAUUGUACGCCAUCUCUCAGAAGUACUCCUCUUACAAACAUGCUAAGAACGCCGUGGAGGACUCGAUGAAGGCGUUAGUGAAGAUCCUCAACGAAUUUGAUACUCAGAUAGAAAACUUCGCAACCACUACGGAAGCUAUCAAUGGUCCACAACUAAUGGCGUGGGUGCAAGAAUUCUCUGGCACCGACGAAGAGGAACAACCAAUAUUUGAACAUAUUAAAGACUUCCUUACUAAUGCUGGACAGGCAGCCAUGAUAUCGCAGUGCGAACAAGCAGAGACAGAACUGUAUCAAAGCAUGAAGCAGACCCACCAUCUCGUCAGGUCCUGCCUCGAAUUACUCUCGCAGUACGUGGCAGUGUCGCAGUACUACCCACAAAGUCACACCGAGUACCACCGCGUGCUCGUGUUUAGGAAAUUAGUAGCUGCAGCCCUGGAGAGCAAGUCCCCUGAAGUGUGCCGCGACGUCGCUAACCAAGUGGCAGCCCUGAUCAAUGCUGAGAACAACAAGAGUGACACAUCGCAGCAAAUCAUUAAUUAUAACUACCGUCUGCAAAAUAUGAAUGUUGAAGCGAAUGCUAAUCUGACCAAAGCUAUAGAAAGACUGCAGUUGGAAGGGGGCCCCGAUGCGCUGGCUUUGGCUCAAGAAGCUUAUAGAGAAGCCAAAACUAACAUUAGUAACUGGGUGAGGGCGGAGGAAGGCGCGGGAGAGGCGCUGGAGUGUGUUGUCAUCGGCAUGCUCUGCAACCUGAACAGGAGAUACCUCAUGCUGGAGAAUGGAGCCCAGAGCGCAGGGGAUUGUCUCGUGGACUUGACAUCUAGAGAGGGAGAGUGGUUCCUGGAUGACAUGAGCACGUUGUCUAUGCAAGCUGUCGAGCUGCUGUCACUACUGCCUUUACAAUCCGCGUCGGCUGAGGACGCCGCCAUGCCAGUCGCUGUAGAGUGCGUCCGAAACGCGAACCUACUCCUCGCCGACCUGGUACAGCUGAAUUACAACUUCAGCACGAUUAUACUGCCUGAAGCGCUGAAGAAGAUACACUCUGAAGAUCCGUCUGUGCUAUUGAUGAUCAGUGAGCUGAACGCGGUGAUCAUGAACUCCCCGGUGCCACUCAACGAGCUGCUAUCGCAGUUGGAGCUUCAUCUUCGAUACCUAGUUAUGGAUAUGGAAUCUCCAGCGAGCUCGGCACCCCUGCUAGCCGCCGAGGUGCGGUCGCGGUACGAGGCUCUCCUGUCAGCGCCCGUGAGUGAAGCGGAUGGCCAGUCCUCCGGCCGCAUGUUGUUGAUGGGCUUCAACGGACUCUUCGCAGCCGUAGAGCUGCGCGCCAGAGAGUUGGCUGAUCACCUCGCGAUACCCAUCCCUCCCGCCUGGAGGAAGAUCGAUCAUAUCAACGAAUCAAUGCAUAUGUCGGCGGCGCUGCAGAGCGCGGCGGUGCGCGCGGUGCUGGAGGACGUGUUCCUGGUGCGGCGCCUGCAGGCCGUGGCCGAGGUGUUCGCCAUGUGCGCCCAGAUGGCGUGCGCCUUCAAGGGGACCGGCCCGCCCACUCUCUUCGAUGAUACUGCGCUCUGCAAACCUGUCAGGAGGUUCACGGCAGAGUACGUAUCUCGCUGCGUGUUAGGGGUACAGUCGAAGGCACUAGCGAGCGUGCUGUGUCUAUUACUGCGUCGCGCCAACCUCGACCUACACGCUGAGGUCGAGCAGAAGGAAAUCGUGAAGUGGGGCGCGGGCGCCAACCCCGCGCUGUCGGGCGUUGCGGCGGCGCUGGCGGGCGCGGGCGCGGCGGCGGGCGCGCGCGCCGCCUCGCUGGGCGCCGCCGCCGCCGCACUGGCCGCGCACGCGCAGCACGCCGCCGCGCUGCGCGGGCCGCGCGCGCCGCGCACCGCCGCGCACCUCGCCGCCGCACUCGCGCACUGGGAGAAGGUGGACAACGUGUCGGCCUUGCUCCGCGAGAUGAUAUCGUCGCUAAGCGCGGAGAGCGCGGCGCUGCGCGCGCGGCUGCGCGGCGCCGGCGAGUCGCUGCGCGGCGGCGCCGAGCGCGCGCAGGCCCCGGCCGCCGCGCGCGCCGCGCUGCUGCACGACGUGCGCGCGCCGCUCGCACUGCUCGCCGCCGCGCACGACGGCAACAACCCGGCGUCCGACUUCCUGUCCCGCGAGAAGACAGUGAGCGAGCACAUAGCGGCCCUGGGCGCACUGGGCACAGGCCGCGAGGCCGAGCUGGGCGCGGGGCGCGAGGCCGGGCCGGGCCUGGGCGCGGGGCGCGAGGCCGGGCUGGGCGCGGGGCGCGAGGCCGGGCCGGGCCUGGGCGCGGGGCGCGAGGCCGGGCUGGGCGCGGGGCGCGAGGCCGAGGCGGGCGUGUCGGCGGGGCGGCGCGCGGCGGCGGUGCUGCUGGAGUGCCUGGGCGCGCACCACGACGCGCUGCUACAGUCAGUACACUGCGACAUACAUACAUACUGCUACUUUCAACGAGGAGAGCGCAACGCAGUGGGAGCUGGCGUGUGGAAGCGAGUGCGGCUGAAGUUGGAGGGACGUGACGACACGCUCGGACGUGACACGCUCGGCGCGCGUGACACACAGGGCGGGCGUGAUACGACGGCCGGGCGGGACACGUCGGGCCGCGACACGCCGGGCCCGCGGCGCCUGGCGCUGCACGAGCACGUGGACGCCGUGAUACGGGACGCAGUGAGCUGGGGGAACCUGUGCCACAUGUACGAGGGCUGGAUGGCCUGGGUCUGAGCCCCCCGCCGCCGCCGCCCGCCGCGCCUGCGCCGCCCGGCCCGCGCGCCCGCGGACGUCGCCAGCUCGCGCCCCCGCGCCCCGUAGUGCGCCCCCGCGCCCCGUAGUGCGCCCCGCACUGCGCCCCCCGAGCCCCGCAGCCCGGCCCGCGCCCCGACAAACAUCGGUCGCUCAGUUUUGGAUCGCGUUUUUACUAGUUUUAUCGUUUCGUUCGUUUCGGUCAGCAAUGGGCGCUGUCGGCUCGGGCCGCUCUAGGGUAACAUUAUGGUUUCGGUAGAAGCCGCUCGCUCGCUCGCUCGCGCGGCGCCGGCGACCAUGGGCCGGGGGCGGCGCCCGAGGCCGAGUGGGGCGCCGCCCGCCGCGCGAGCUCAGUCUCUCGGCGAAGUGUCACUCGGUGUGUCGGCGACCUCGGCCUGUGCCGGGGCGUCGCUUGUUUCGACCAUCGUAUUACUAACAUGACGCAGUCCUUGACACCCAACUUCUAUAUAAUAUUUACAGAAACAUAGUUAUUACUUCGAGUACGAUACCGAUCUGGUGUUAUUUUCAAGUAAACUUAAGUAAAUGUUGUUUGUUAUACCCGUGCAAUAGCGUGUUUAUUUAAAUAAACAUCUUCAAGUCGAGGCGACAAAAUUUUACAUUUAUGUGACGAUAUUGGCGUACAAAAUUUAUUUGUAGCUCGUAUAUAAUACUUUUAAUAUAAAAAAAUAAAAAAAAAUCAAAAAAAAAUUAAGAUAACGACUCGAACAGUGCAGAAGGGAAAAUACUGAUAUAUUCAUUUUUCUUUCGUAGAAGUAAUUCGAACGACGACGUACAACGUGCGACUACUCUGAAGUAUCGAGCGCUAGUGCCGCUCUGUGUCUAGGUUUAUAUUCCACUUACUAGCAGUAUACAUAGAAAACUGAAUACAUAGAAUUUUUUCUGCACGUCUCUUGCUAGCUUCAAUAUGAACGUAUUCAUGUAAACAAACAUAUAUACUGUACUGCAGUAUAUUCUAACGCAUAAAUGUAUUUUAAUGUAGUAUUAAUUAGUUUACUCAUUUCCUGUCUAACUUGCAUUUCAUUACGAACUAGGCGUCAUCCACUUACUGUUGCUAUACCAAUGUGUUUAUCUUUCAGAAUUUACUUUCGAAUUUUAUAUCUUCCUUAUUGUUUCACACCUUAUGUACUGUUCUAUAAUUUCCUUUUGUAAUGUAAGUCACCAAACGUGUUGUAACAUCAAAUUACUUGUCGAGACUAAUACACGUAGGUGGGUGACGCCACGGUAAGAUCACUUUUAAUUUAUACAGAAGGUUAUGGAACCACCUUGGUAAAUGAAAGAAAUCGUUAAUGUGUACAACCAAUCACUUUACUACCUUACACUCUAAAAUUAUUCCAUGCUACUAGCAUUUUACUAUUUUGAGUAUGUACUAUAAUUAUUGCUGAAAAAAUAAUAAACAUUAAUUCAUAAUUUUCGAUCAUAAAUACAACAAAAGUGUCACUUCAAUCUGAAAAUGGUGUUUUGUUUCAAUAACAAUUUUGGAAUGAUACAAUAAAUCAGUUGCGUCCACAAUCCUGCGCUGAUAUGUUGUAAUUUGUUCAACAGGGAAUGAGUAUUUAGUAACAUAAUAUAUUAUAUAUCGCAACGCAUUAUGUAACCUUCACGCGCGCCUGUGUGUGUGGGAGCAAGCAGAGCCACUAUGGCCGAGUGUUUGUAACGGUGGAUGCAUUACGUAACACUAAUUAAUGUCGCAUCUUCAUGUAAUAUUCUACCUAGCAGACAUUUAUCUAGUAAGUGUUAGAUAUUUGUCUCUGUAUCGGACGAUAGUAUUGUAGUAACGCGAAUGAUAUGUACCCGGCUCUAUAGUUAUAAGUAAAUUAGAUGUGUAAACUACAAGUUCACAGCAAUCUCUGGUCGUUUGGUAGUAAAUAGACACUCAUAGAGUAGUUGGAUAUCAAUAACAGUGGAUGUUAUAUACCGAUACGUGCGUAUUAUGUAACCGUGUGGCAUGUAAUCGUCCCCAUCAUAACGUUAAUGUACCAUGUCUAUUGUCUACCUGCUAUCUAGUCUCCUGUCUGGACCGUAGCAAUGCAUCCAUCGAUUUCUGUUUGUAUCGCUUCAUAUUAAAAUAAAUGGUGUAUGUAGCAAACUAUGUUUUAUUUCCUUAUUUUUUAUUAACUACCUUAACAGUUCGUUACUUCCCUUUUAAAAUUUUCAUUUUGUCUAAUAAUAGGUCUUUACCCGUCCUUAAUAUGUUUAUGAGCUAUUUUACAAGUUCCCUCUUGCCGUAUUGUAUGAUUUUUUUUUAACGUUGCCCCACACUAGGAUUUUCUCCUGUGUCGUGGGUGCUUUUACAAACAUACAAGUUCACAUACACAAUGACACCCAGACCCAAAACAACAAUUUGUGGAUCACACAAAGUGUUAUCUCGUGCGGGAAUCGAACCCGCGACACGUUGCACGGCAGCCAGUUGCCCAGCCACCGCACCAACCGUGCAGUCAAUUAAACGAAUGACUCUGGUGUUGCACGGACACCCAUGGGCGGCGCUGAUCGCUUACCAUUAGGUGAUACGUCUGCUCGUUUGCGUCCUAUUCUAUAAAAAAGCCUUGCAAUCAAUGCAUCUUUGCCAACACAGUGGCAGAUUUUUGAUGCCCUUCUUAAAGAAAUCAGCUGGACGGAAUACAACAAAUUCUUCAAGGCAGUUUGUACUGCCUCUCGGGUAUUUUUUUUUUAAUUUUUUUUUAAGGGCGGAAAAUCAUCGAAUGACUGCUCCCGCCUGGGUGAGGCGGAAGGGAGUGUCAGACUUACUGACUAAAAACCACCCCGUUCCUUCUCCUGCACGUCGAGCCGGAGCCCCGGUUACCCGUUAGGUUCUCCGCGACCGUUAGGUUCUCCGCGACGGAUUUUUCCCGCCAAGAAGUUAUCCCAAUUUUGAGAAAAGUAGUAGUCUGGCUGUUGGCGAAUGAUGGAGAGCUACGAACCCCCAGGUUUUUGCAACUUGAAGACCGGUACAGGAGCAGCGGAAACGAGCGAUUGACCAAUGCUAGUUGUGUUCAGUGCUUCACAGUAAACAUCUGCAGUAAUGCUACCCCCCGUUCAGUAAGGAACUUUUCUAGGGGUACAUUUUCGUGUAGGACACUGUUAAGGUACUGAACCAGGAUCCAACCAUUUGCUGAGCGCUUGCGCUUAUUAAACGGAAUCCAUUUUUCAUAGCAGGUAACAAAGCGGUUUAAAAUUCCUUCAUUUGUGUGGCUAUUGAGCAGUGCAAGGCAUGUCUCGACACGUACUUCGCGCUGGCGAUCAUUGAAUUCGUGGGCGUGGGGCACCCAUUUGUCAAGUUUUUUUACCUUGCCAAUUUGACGUAAAUGGACCAAUAUUGUUUUGACACUAGCGUCGAAAGCUGCUGCCAAUUCAGCCGUAGGUUGUGUAUCCAAUGUCUUCGGACGACCGUGAGGUCUAUUUUUCAGGUCGAUAUUUCCAGAACGGAAACGAGUAGCAACAAUCAGGCAUUCUGUGUUAAUGGGUAGGUAUCAAGGAAGGAAGAAAGGAAAUUGCACUUAAUUAAAAUUCUCUUAGAUAAUUGGCAGUUUAUUUAUUUACACAAUAAUAGAUAACAAUGACCACAUGAACAUGAAAUACGAAGGAACUUAAAUAUUGUAUCAAUUUGAACUCGAUUCAUAAGAUGAGGGAUGCGCAAAUAAAAUAUAUAUUUAUUAAAAUAUAACUCAAUGCAGUACAGCAGACAUUUGUCAUUUAAAAAUCAAAACUACAAAACAAAAUUAACAUUGACAUGUUAAAACACGUAUCUUUUAAGUACUAGGCGACUCGUGCAAAGUAGCACUUGGGUUAAGUAUACCGCUGCGGUGUCGAGAAGUAAGAGAAACCUUAACAUACGAAUAAACAAACAACUUUGCAGUCCAACCACAACCCCUGCGAAUGUACAGAAUUAAUUUAAAUAACCGGCUCACUGCAGCAGUCGACUAUAGGCUGCGUGACGACUUUGUUUUACGUUUAACGAGAUCGAAACAAGACCGCGAUCAGCACUCUGAUUGGCCGGCACCAAUUAACCCACCAAGCCCUCUGCUCUGACUUGAAACUACAGACCUUUUCUAGUAAACUGUAUUGUUUAUCAAUUGAUUUUACAAAAAAAAAAACCAAAAAAUACAUAGUACCAACUGUCUGCUGUCCUCCACUUAUCUCGCAGUACUCUAUCAUCACGCCCUGCUCCCCGUAGCUAAAGUAAUCAGCAGAGUAGUGUACUCUGCGAUCUCACAGCAUAUCGCUCGAUAUUGACCAAUUACCUCAGGAAGACAGAUAACAAAUCACUGGGAAUUUACAAAAACGUAUAACUUUUGAGUAUUGUAUAAACAUGUAGAGGUAGAGGUAUCUACGCACAGCCAUUUUGAGUAAGUUCCAAAUAAGUGUUGAGUAUUGUGAGCUUCAUAAAUCUGUCAUUUUAAUAUUUAUACAAUAUUUGCUUGUCUUCCUCCUUGCACACGUCACAUACAAUUUGAAACUACAUAGCACAAUAACACAGGUCGACACUCCGUCGCCUCAACCUAAUCUUAUCAUAAUAGUGCUUCCUUAUAGUCCCAGUUCAAGGGUUCUCCCGUCACAACUUUCUGGCAUUUUUUGAGAUUGAAGACCUCACAGUAACCAGACUUUCAUGCUCUAUAGUCGGGACCAUAAGGUUUAUUUUAAAAUUAUGAUAAAAUCCUUCUAACCCUCGGCAACAGUCAACACACUUUUCUAUAUACAAAUAAUAACUAUAUGUAAUAUAUAAUAAUAUUAUAUACUGUACAAAUAAUAACAUCUACCUAUGUGCAGUAAUAAACUCAUGUUACACUUUCAAUAAUAUACUUUUAAAUAUUUCAUAGACAACAUUUAGAGACCAAUAUAAUAAUAUGACAAGAUUGAAAUACAAAAGGAACGUCCAACGUUUGGCAAAUACAAUAUUAUAUCAAGACGGAAGCGAAAUAUUUAUAGAAGAAAUCACACACGCGAUUUAUUAAAUCCUAAAUAUAAUUUAAUUUAUAGAACCCCUCUAGUAGCGCCAUCUAUAUUUUAUUAUCACUAAGUAUUUAACCAGAUAAGUUGCCGCUUUAUAUUUUAGCGUUAUGACUAAGAUUAUCAUUAAAAUACUUUACCCACACAAUACAGUGUGUCUGUACGGUUAAGCACAAAACACAUGCCCCAUAGCCCGCAGUGAAAGAUGUCAGGAUACUACCUACUACAGAUGAUAAAUGAUGAUAACAAUGAUUACCUAACAACAUCGCAAUUAUAUUUCCAUUAAUUGCGGAUCAUAAAUAUUUUUCUGGAACUAACAUGUGAUGACUUUUUUAUUCCGCAAUAAUUAUUGAUUUAAAAAUCUAGCGCUAUAUUUUCUUUCAUUUUUCUAAUCUAUGACACGUAUUGCUAGUUAACUUCAAGCUACAAAAUGAUUAGUAGCAAGUAUACUAACAGUAACACUUGUAUGUCAUAGUACUGUUAGUUCGGUAUAUUUUUGCGUGUAACAUAUUGUAAAAACAAGUCUUUCCUGUGUGAUAAUAAUAAUUUUAAGACAAUAUUCACUCUCGUAUAAUUUGAAUAUUCUAUGAACAAUAGACUGUAUAAUUAUAGAAUUUAAACUCGAAUAAAGCUGCUAUCUCAAUCACUAUCCUCCAAGUAAGGACAGUAACGAUCGAUUAUAUUAUCUAUUGCCUGAACAUAGUUAUAUAUUGGCGGGAUGUUGUGUUUCAUGGCCGAAAUUAAUGACCAACUUCUAAGUAAUGGCCCAAAGUCGAUCUAAAUUCUACAUUUUGAGAUUGAGAUGUAGACUAUAGGACUUAAGGGAUGAAUAAAUACAAAAGAGGGGUGAACACAUAUUGGAAAACUGUUAUAGUAUCUAUAGACCCCUCUACUGUAUACAUUCACCCCUCGAGUUUUACUGACCACAUUUUACCGUUAGGAUUUUAAUUUCGGCCGUUAACAGACAUUACUAAUUAGACAUUUAGACAGACGACGGUUUCUGUAUACCGCAGGGGUUUGCCAGACACCAGCACGUAUGUGACAGAUGUAGCUGGCUGGGCCUGGCAGGUCCGUGUCUGAGCGCGUGCUAUCGCCUCUGUUUGAGUGCGAUGAGUUCGUCGAGCUGUGCCUUGUAGAGCUGCGUGACGUCCUGCAGGUCCAGACGUAGCUCCGCCAUCUGUUCCUCCUUCUCGCCGUACAUUUGGAGGAGUGCAUCGUAUUGCUCUUGUACCGCCUGU
Spodoptera littoralis (African cotton leafworm) is the source of this 9425-nucleotide messenger RNA. The record is from the annotation of a GenBank genome assembly. NCBI's taxonomy places the organism in Eukaryota, Metazoa, Arthropoda, Insecta, Lepidoptera, Noctuidae.